AUGUGUGUUUGUAUUUUCCUCUCCGCAGACAGUGUGGGUGUUGUAGAUCUGCGACUGGUCCUGCUGGGUCGGACCGGUUCGGGUAAAAGCUCCACAGGAAACACUAUUCUGGGAACUUCAGCUUUUCAGACCGGCGUCUCUCCGCUAUCAGUUACGCAAGAGUGCGCUCAGGCCUGCGGUGUGGUGGAGGGGCGGAGUCUGCAGGUGAUCGACACGCCCGGUUUCUUCCACUCCUGCAUGUCCGGCUCGGAGGUGUGCUCGGAGGUGGCGCAGGCCAUGGUGGACCUGUCGGCCCCGGGACCUCACGCGCUGCUGUUCAUUUUGGAGGUGGGGAGGUUAACCCCGGAGCAGCGAGCCACCGUUAACUGGAUCGCCGGCGUGUUGGGAUCCGACGCUUUAAAACACACCGUGCUCGUCCUCACGCAUGUCGAGAGACUGCAUGACCAACCGGUGGAAAGCUUCCUGCGCGCCAGCAAGGAACUCUGGGAGUUCGUUCGGAAGUGUGAGGGCGGGGUUCACGCCAUGGACAAUACGAAACUUGACGAUCGGACCCAAGUGACGGAGCUGAUGAAGAAGAUCGAGGCGAUGGUGGAGAGGAACGGAGGAGGCUGGUACCCCUGCGAGAGAAAAAUUCUGGCCGAAAAGCACGAGGGGAAACAGAGCGAGGGCGACGAGGAUGAAAAAGAGAAGAGGAAGAGGGCGGAGCAAGAGUUCUGGUGCGAGUUGGUGACCGCCAUGGGCAAGGGGGCGCUAGACAGCUCUGGCAUAAUGGAUAAAGGCAAGGGAAAGGGCAAGAAGAGUAAGAUAGCGCACAGAAUGGCAGCUUUAGCAUCCACGCCGCUAACGGUCACGUCGGCUGCUAAAAUAGUGGGCGGGGCCAUGAAGGAAGGGAGCAAAGUGCUAAGCAAGCAUAGGAAAUCACUACAGCAUUAAGUCUGUGCUUUAACAACCCAGUUAAAGUCUUUGUGAGAUCACACAGUACGAGCAUUUAUACUGUUGUACAUAUUCUGGACUCUAGGGGGAGCUAGACUCACCUUUAUAUCAGUCCUGAAGCUUUGAUGAAGCGUAACAUAAAUGGACGCUAUUCCAAAAAGGUGGUGCAGCAGGUAUUGGUGGUACUGCACAGCUCCAGGGUCCUGGGGACCUUGAUUUAAACCCUGCAUCCAGAUACAGCCUGUCUCAGGAUUGGCCCUUUCACUCUGAGUCCAUGUGGGUACUUGGAUUUCCUUUCACCUCUCAGAAACAUGCCAAUAUGUAGAUUGGAUACUUAAAGUUACCCCUUGGUGUGAAUAAGUGUCUGAUGCUCUAGCAUGAACUAGUGUCUCGUCACUUGUGAGUGUGAGUGUCCGGCCUUGUGUCCUGUGUUUCCAAAACAGGCUUCAUACUCACUUAA
This is a messenger RNA of Trichomycterus rosablanca, 1393 nucleotides long. RefSeq names its product GTPase IMAP family member 7-like. Lineage: Eukaryota; Metazoa; Chordata; Actinopteri; Siluriformes; Trichomycteridae. The transcript has a single exon. The coding region runs from base 1 to 933 and encodes 310 amino acids. The record is from RefSeq and is a predicted model, not a curated record. Gene Ontology annotation, molecular function: GTP binding.